AUGCCGAGUGAAGAAAUCUCGUUGUUGAAUAAGAUCUUGCAUAAAAAAUUGGAAAAUCUUCAACAGGGAAGUGUUCAAAUAUCCCAGUUGCAAUCUGAUCCGAGUUCACCGUUAUAUUCAGCGAAUACCUUUGAAAGUCUUCGGUUGAAAGAAGAUUUAUUACGUGCACUUCGUGUAAUGGGUUUUUUAAUGCCAUCGAAGAUACAAGAAGCUGCAUUGCCAUUACUGCUGAUUGAACCACCGCAAAACAUGAUCGCACAAUCACAAAGCGGCACUGGUAAGACGGCAGCGUUUGUAUUAACGAUGUUAUCACGAGUAAACAUCGAUCACAAAUGGCCUCAAUGCCUUUGUCUAGCACCCACUUAUGAACUAGCGAUUCAGAUUGGUGAGGUGGUCACUGCAAUGGCUCAAUUCAUGCACAAUUUACACAUCCGAUAUGCUCUGAGAGGUGAACGAAUACCACAAGGUGAGAAAAUCGAAGAGCAAAUAGUGAUCGGUACACCGGGUAAAAUGCUUGAUUGGGUGGUUAAACUGAAAGCGAUUGAUGCAUCAAAAAUAAUUUGCAUGGUAUUCGAUGAGGCUGAUGUCAUGAUCUCUCAACAAGGACACCGUGACCAGUCGAUUCGACUGAAAAAUGAACUAGAAAAGUCUGGUGCGAAAUAUCAAAGUUUAUUAUUCUCAGCCACUUAUGACGAUGCAGUGAUUGCGUUUGCUGAAUCGAUUAUUAAUGAAGCCGUUGUCAUAACGGUACGUCGGGAAGAGCAAACGCUGUCGAAUAUAAAGCAGUACUAUGUGAAAUGCGGAAAUCGCGAAGAGAAAUACGAAGCAGUAAUGAAUCUGUAUGGUGGUUUAACAAUAGCAUCAGCAAUCAUUUUUUGCUAUACUCGUAAGUCAGCAGAGUGGUUGGCCACUCGAAUGACCGAGCAUGGUCAUGUUGUAGCUUUAUUGCACGGUGAAUUGCGCAUUGAGGAACGAGCUCGUGUAAUACAAUGCUUCAAAGAGGGCUAUUACAAGGUGCUUGUUACGACGAAUGUUUGCGCGAGAGGAAUUGAUGUAUCACAAGUAACAGUAGUAAUAAAUUAUGAUCCACCAUUAACCUUCUCGGAAACACCACAACCAGAUUAUGAGACGUAUUUGCAUCGCAUUGGUAGAACAGGGAAAGAGAUUGAAUUGUUGGAUGCAGGUAAUUUGGAUGUAUUGGAGGCAAUCGAAAAAGAUGAAAAAUGA
Messenger RNA from Anisakis simplex (herring worm), 1227 nucleotides. NCBI's taxonomy places the organism in Eukaryota, Metazoa, Nematoda, Chromadorea, Rhabditida, Anisakidae. The record is from the annotation of a GenBank genome assembly.